CUCCCCAAAGUAAAGAAAAAAAAUAAAGACGGUCACAUUGCACAUCUCCUCCUCCUCCUCCUCCUCCUUUCUCUUCGUCCUCCUUUGCAAGACAUCUCUCUCUCUCUCUCUCUCUCUCUCUCUCUCUCUCUCUCUCUCUCUGAGCUUCUUGCAGAACUCCUCACCAAAUCCAAGCUGAACAAACCCAACACGACCAGGAAGGGAAAGGGGGGAAAAGCAGGGAACGGAAACAACCAUGUCUUCCCCAAGCAAGCGCCGGGAGAUGGAUUUAAUGAAAUUGAUGAUGAGUGACUACAAAGUGGAGAUGAUCAAUGAUGGCAUGCAGGAGUUCUAUGUGGAGUUCCAUGGACCCAAAGACAGUCCUUAUCAGGGAGGCUUGUGGAGGAUAAGGGUGGAGCUCCCUGAUGCUUACCCCUACAAAUCCCCUUCCAUUGGAUUUGUCAACAAAAUCUAUCACCCAAAUGUAGAUGAGAUGUCAGGUUCGGUCUGUCUUGAUGUUAUCAACCAAACCUGGAGCCCUAUGUUCGAUUUGGUGAACGUGUUUGAAGUGUUUCUCCCUCAGCUUCUGCUGUACCCGAAUCCAUCUGAUCCAUUAAAUGGCGAAGCUGCUGCGCUCAUGAUGCGUGACAAAGCCGCUUAUGAACAAAGAGUCAAAGAGUACUGCCAGAAAUAUGCAAAACCAGAAGACAUCGGGGCUGCCACAGAAGAGAAAUCGAGUGAUGAGGAGCUGAGCGACGAAGAGGACUAUGCGUCCAGCGACGAGGCGGUGCCGGGCCAUCCUGACCCAUAGGGGCACUAGCGUGAUUGUAUCCGGAUCUGAUGAUCACCAUUAGUAGGGAAAAAAAAGAAGAAGAAAUUGUUGUUCUCUGUACAUGAUGAUACUCUUUGCUCUUGGAAAAAGAAAAAGAAAAAAAUGAAAGGGGUCUACGUGGGAGAAUUCCACCGAUCCUUUUCAUCUCACUGGCUAUUUUUCAUCUUCCAUGGAACCUCUGCUGCUGUUGUAAAUUAUAAUUGUCUGUCUAUUUGGAUGACGCUUCAAGAAGUUUAUUCAUUCACUGCUGUUGGGUC
Molecule: messenger RNA, 1068 nt
Organism: Punica granatum (pomegranate)
Lineage: Eukaryota; Viridiplantae; Streptophyta; Magnoliopsida; Myrtales; Lythraceae
Source: RefSeq, a predicted model, not a curated record